GGUCUGUACACCGCAGAAGAUCCCCGCGACCAAGAAUCAUAACCGGCUCCACUUCCGAGCUUCAGCUCCUCCUCACAGAGUCACAGUUCACCACAGUCCCGCUCCCCCCCACUUCGCCACUUUCCCCACUCCUCCCUUCGCCGAUUCCUCUUCAAACCCUAGCUAGCAAGUAAGCUCGAUGGCCUGGGCGGCGGCAGCGGCGGCGGCGGCGCUGGUGGUCGCGGCGGCUUUGCUGUCGCCGGCCUCCGUUGCGUCGGCGUCCAACUCCGAGGGCGACGCUCUGUACGCGCUGCGACGCGCGCUCGCGGACCCACGGGGCGUGCUGCAGAGCUGGGACCCCACACUGGUCAACCCCUGCACCUGGUUCCACGUCACUUGCAACCGCGACAACCGCGUCACCCGCGUGGAUUUGGGUAACUCAAAUUUGUCAGGCCGUCUUGUUCCUGAACUGGGGCACCUUGAGCACCUGCAAUAUCUAGAACUCUACAAAAAUAAUGUUCAGGGCGCUAUCCCAGCUGAGCUUGGGAAUCUGAAGAGCCUUAUCAGCUUGGACCUGUAUAACAACAACAUCACAGGGACCAUACCGAAAGAACUUGGCAAGCUGAAAUCCUUAGUAUUCCUGCGACUUAAUGACAACCGUUUGAGUGGUCCAAUUCCAAGGGAACUGACAAAAAUCUCUAGCCUCAAAGUGAUAGAUGCCUCAAACAAUGAUCUUUGUGGCACAAUCCCAACUAGUGGGCCUUUUGAGCACAUACCCUUGAGCAACUUCGACAAUAAUCCAAGAUUGGAAGGCCCGGAGUUGCAAGGGCUCGCAAUGUAUGACACGAACUGCUGAAAGUGCCAGGCUUCUCACGUCGCUUGCGCGAUAUAGAUGUCAGCGGAUUAACUUUGUUGGGGCACCUGGUGGAAAAGUAUGUCUGGUAGCCUGUAGCGUGCCUGCAAGUAGAACACAAGGUGGCAGCUCACGCAGUGUAGAUAGUAUUUGCGAAAUGUUUGUAGCGUUCGGUUAAGACCCUCUUGGACUGAUGGGCCACUGAACUGACAAUGUCACGUACUGUAUGGUUGCUCGAUGAACUGGAGCCGUUAAUAUUUAUUGCCAUUUUCCCUCA
This is a messenger RNA of Phragmites australis (common reed), 1109 nucleotides long. RefSeq names its product leucine-rich repeat protein 1-like. The record is from RefSeq and is a predicted model, not a curated record. Bases 179 to 835 code for a protein of 218 amino acids. The transcript is spliced from 6 exons. Gene Ontology annotation, molecular function: protein binding. Lineage: Eukaryota; Viridiplantae; Streptophyta; Magnoliopsida; Poales; Poaceae.